AUGUCCGUCAACGCCCGCAGCUUUAGAGAUAUGAGUGAGCUUGUGGUGGAUGAUCUAGAGGCUGUGAGGACGAUGCAGCCAUCUUUCAGACCUGCUGUACGGUUGGCUGGAACGGUGACACCGCGAGUGAUCCGCAACGAGCAGACGAGAAGGGUGCUGAGAGAGGUGAUCAAAGGUUCGGCCUGGACAUGUCUUGAUUGCAGGGCCAAAGCACAGUCUCGAGGCUUCAAAAAGCUAUCUUCAGAUGGUGAUGUUGCGCGCCGGUCAUUCUCGACGACUGUACGACGACGAGAUGAAACGCACAAUGCUGGGCUUAAGAAGCCCAUAGACCCGCGUGCGGCCAUCGCCAGCACUGCCAAUGCCAGAUCAAAUGACACAGAAGCGGCUACUGACAGCUCAACACUGCCUUCCUAUGUCGAGAAGCAAAGAUGGCAGUUCUCAAAAGACACAACCCAAAUCAUCGACCGCCUCCUCGCUCGAGCAAGUAUAGCCGGCCAACACAUAAACGUCUAUACAGGAACAGAUUACUCCGGGAUCGAAGCAUUACGAAACAAAAUCACGAUGCAAGAAGAGACCGUACGAGCCGUGCACAGAGCUGUCGACAAUGCGAAGGCAAACCACCAUAAGACGAUAGCAGAUCAAGCCGGGGCACAGAAAGAAAUUGUCGGGCUGCUAGAGAGGAAGAGCAGCUGGGCUCCAAAUGAUUUGGAAACAUACAUGUCCCUCGUCAGAUCGGAGCACCUGAACGAUCAAUCCGUGCAGACGGCGAAAGAUACCUUACGUAUCGCCGAGCGAGAGCUAGAAGAUGCUCGAUCGCUGCUGGAAAGACUGGAGAGGAAGCAGUAUCAUGAGGAGCAGAUCUGGUCUGAUACCAUCCGACGCAACUCCACGUGGUUGACUUUUGGAUUGAUGGGGGUGAAUAUUUUGCUGCUGUUGACGCAGAUUGCGAUUUUCGAGCCUAUGAGACGUAGGAGGAUCGUCAGAGAUGUGAAGAGUGCUCUUGAUGAGCGAACAAUACAUAAACAUACGGAUGAAGUUAUGGCGGAGCGAAGAGGUGGAGUGGUCGAGCAGCAGGUUGACGAGGUGGUGCAGCCUGCUAGUACGCUAAUUGAGGACAUUGAGGGUGCUGCACAGGUGGCUGAUGUUUCAGUCGCAUCUCAAGCCGGUAUUCGGCCCAGAAGUAUGGAAGCUGGUGAGACAGCACUCGCAGCUGGCGAGGUCUUACCAGAAGAAGCUGUGGAGGUCGUUGACUCUGUCAUACCAUCAGUGGAUGCGCCAGCCCUGACCAGCUGGGAGACGUACCAAACAGCAUUCCACGAACUCUUCAGCGAGCGCUUGGUCCAGCUCAAGCAGGUCGAGCUGACGACUAUUGCAUUACAAGGUGCAGCUACUGGGGCGGCGGUAAUUAGUCUUCUAGUCCUGGUACUCCGACCGAAGUGA
Molecule: messenger RNA, 1440 nt
Organism: Recurvomyces mirabilis
Lineage: Eukaryota; Fungi; Ascomycota; Dothideomycetes; Mycosphaerellales; Teratosphaeriaceae
Gene: SHE9
Product: sensitivity to high expression protein she9
Exons: 1
Coding region: 1-1440 (479 amino acids)
Biological process (GO): inner mitochondrial membrane organization
Cellular component (GO): mitochondrial inner membrane
Source: RefSeq, a predicted model, not a curated record